CAUUCACAUCUCAAAGAUAUAAACAGGCAAUUGCACACUGUAGAGACCAUUGUUCAUCUCAUCACUUUGAUUAUAUCUAAACAUGGGCAAAACGCUUGCUGUCUUGAUUCUUCUGCUCAUGAUCUGCCAUGAAAAUGCAAAUGCAGAGCACGGAAAUCAUGAUAAUCUCAAGCAGGUGGUGACCCAGUUGCAGUUCUACAUGCAUGAUGUAGUUUUAGGAAAGAAUGCCACAGCAGUUCAGGUGGCUCCACAGAAUCCUGUGAAUUCUUCUGCUGGGGUUCCUUCUUUUGGCCCAGUGUAUGUGAUUGAUGAUCCUCUGACUGAGACUCCUCACCCCAAAUCAAAGCUGGUGGGCAGAGCACAGGGGUUGUAUGCCAUGUCAUCAAAGGGGGAAUUGGGUCUUCUCAUGGCACUUACUUAUUCAUGGGAGAGAGGGAAGUAUAAGGAUAGUUCCAUUAGUGUUGUGGGAAAGAAUAUGGUGUUGAGAAAGCAGAGGGAGCUGCCAAUUGUGGGAGGAACAGGGGUUUUUCGAAUGGCUAGAGGCUAUGCAUUUGCUCAUACAUUUUCCAGUAAUGGACCAGAUGCCAUUAUUGGGUACAAUGUAACUAUUUUUCACUAUUGAGGACCAGAGAUGCUCUGAUAUUGUUUUGGGAUUAUCUAUUUAUUCAUUUAUUUGCCUGUGAUUUCUAUCUGCUAUGGUUUUUGUAAUGUAGUUUUUAAGUAGGAGAUUAUAAGGGUGGAUAUAGGCCAUGCAUUGGCAAUCAACAGAGGUUAUUACCUACAACUCCAUUGUCUACCACUGUUUCAGUGAUGAAUUAAUAAUAUAUUUAUACAUUGUUAAGUAAUUUUUCGAUAA
Molecule: messenger RNA, 856 nt
Organism: Cryptomeria japonica (Japanese cedar)
Lineage: Eukaryota; Viridiplantae; Streptophyta; Pinopsida; Cupressales; Cupressaceae
Product: dirigent protein 23
Exons: 1
Coding region: 83-622 (179 amino acids)
Source: RefSeq, a predicted model, not a curated record